UUCUAUGUUAUUUUUCUUGUCCCUGCUGACAAAGGGUGACACGACAGGAAAAUUUCCAACCACUGUUAAAACCAUAUUAUGGCGCCAAUGUUACUUUACGCGAUCUGCUGAUUGGAGUGCUAUGACGAGGGACAGAAAAAAUCUCCAGCUGAGACAGGAAAAUAGUAAAAGGAUAAAAACAGGACAAAACCUUUGUCCCCAUAACAGCAGCAAAUCCGACACCUGACCCUCUCACGCACCUGAGAGCACGUGCCUCAUAAUUUGCUCCAGCAAAAGUCAUGCUCCUGUCAAAAUAAGCCAGAUUAACCCGUCUGCGUGAAAUUUUUGUCAGCACCUUAUUUUUAAUGCCGUCAGCCAACCAUUAAACAUUUUUGUCACCAGAGUGAUUUUGUCUCGUCCCUCCUCCGCAUCCCUCUCUUUCCAAGAUCUCUAAAGGAGUUGGGGAUGCUGACCCUGGUCAGUUUCACUUCUUCUCUCGCACUGUGCACCUCGUCCGUGGAAUACAUACUCCAAAAUAAUGUUUCACCUGCGACUCGUUCUGCUCACCGCAGUGCUCAUCUUUUGGCUUUUGCAAUUCGUCCAAGCGUUGCCGCACUCCAGACACCACCAUGCUAAAAAUUUUCUUUACAAUUCAGCAGAGAAGCCUGCAGCGUAUGGCGAAAAACAUGGGGGAGCGAAAAGAAGCGAAACGGCGCAGCAACAACGUAGCAACUCGUCGCCGGCCAAAAUGCAUUCGUCCGAUGCAACUUCGGCAGCUGAUGCUCCUGCUGACUAUCCCGCAUCUGAUUUCUCAGACCUGUCCAUGUGGGAAUACAACAUUUUUCCGGAGCUGCCAUCCAAUUACGAGCCGGGCGACGCAGACGACUAUUACGACGAGGGCGAUUACUUCGCAGACCUGCAGUUGGAGAACGACUACGACGAGCAAGGACCAACCAUCCAGAAUCUCAUUUUGCUGGCGGCGACACAUCCUCGGCGUAAUCGCAGCAACGUGUUCGGUUUGCCGCCGAGGGAAGUGGUAAUUUAUUAAUAACGCUCGCCGAAAGUUGUGACGGGAGAGUUGCGGUCAGUCAUCCAAAUUGUUAUCCGCAAACUCCAUCCGCCGAGUUUGGUCCCCGUUGACAGAGAGAGCAAAAGCCAUCGUGCAGGCGUAAUUUGUAAUCAUACCUCCACCGACCGACCAACAAACCCUUUGGCCUGGCCGGUUUUGAUCUUGCGCAAUUCAAGCUUGUUAAUUACUUUUUACGUCAUAUGCUACUAAAUUAAUAUGCUUUGGUCAAGUGUUGUGUAAAUAAUGUUAUGUAUGCGUACAAGAAGGAAUGAGAAUUUGAUAUGUGUGUGAUUAAAAGUUGAUUAAAUAUAUCAAGUGUUACUACAAU
Neocloeon triangulifer is the source of this 1376-nucleotide messenger RNA. RefSeq lists its product as uncharacterized. The record is from RefSeq and is a predicted model, not a curated record. NCBI's taxonomy places the organism in Eukaryota, Metazoa, Arthropoda, Insecta, Ephemeroptera, Baetidae. Bases 518 to 1027 code for a protein of 169 amino acids. The transcript has 3 exons.